Messenger RNA from Candidozyma pseudohaemuli, 4443 nucleotides. RefSeq names its product Mms22p (gene MMS22). The record is from RefSeq and is a predicted model, not a curated record. Gene Ontology annotation, biological process: replication fork processing; DNA repair. The transcript has 2 exons. Gene Ontology annotation, cellular component: nucleus. NCBI's taxonomy places the organism in Eukaryota, Fungi, Ascomycota, Pichiomycetes, Serinales, Metschnikowiaceae. The coding region runs from base 1 to 4443 and encodes 1480 amino acids.
AUGGACUCGGUCGCCGACUCGGACACCGAGAACUCGCUUCCCAUGUUGCUGGCUACAGCCAUCGAUACAGGCCUGCUACGGCGGGUCUUUGGCUUUUUGUCGGAGGAAACAAAGCACAGAUUGAGAAGUGAAGCUGAUGGCACUCCUUUUGAAGGCGUCUACGACACGUACGACAUCCCGCUGCUGCCUGAAAGAAUCGUUAUUCAAAGCUCCUCGCCCAUGAAGGAGCAGCUGUUGAUGGAAAUCAACCCGUUGGAAACGGUCCAGGAGGCUAUUGAACCAGAAACUCCAGUUAGAGCUGGAAGGUCCCUACGAAAACGUACUUUUGCCAGUCGCCACCCGUACAUCGCCGACCAGGCAGACUACUUGGGCAUUUGCACCGUCGACAGCAUCAACGAGAUGUUCUCAGAUAACGACAAUUUGACCGUGGUGGCUCGAGCACUCAACCAGUUGUAUCUCAAACGCAAGAAGCGGUAUCCAGACGAGGAACGGUACAAGGCUCGCAACUUCUACGCACAUUUGGGCAAGUCCAAGGCUAUGGCAUUGGCAGGCGAUCCCGAUGCGGAAACGAUGGAUCUUCAAGACGACCCUCUGUCGCUGCAGCUCAACUACGAACCAGAUAACGCAUCCGACGAGGAGGACCAGGAGAUGAUUCCAUACGAAGGCGUCGAGCAUAGGCCUCCGCCGAAAGUCUACGAUCUGGCCAGCGACAGCGAAAACGACAUCGGUGGGUCAUAUAAACGAAGACUAGAUGAGCCAAGGGAGAGGGUCUACAAACUGAAGAGGAAGAUGCGCCGCCAAGAGCAGCCCAGAAAGGGUCUAGCCGUGAGGAAAAUGGGAUCAUCCGGAGUCAAUCGCUCGCUCGAGCUUGAGCUCGGUCAGUUUGUUGACUCUCGUGAGACCUAUGAAGAAUACACCCCGAACUACCAGUCGUUCUUCCAGCCUCAGAUUACGUCAUUCAGGCUGGACCUUUCUGAGCUAGUACGUUCGGAGAGCUCAUCUGACUACGACAGUGACUCUGAAAACGAGCUCUUCUCUGACAACGCAGACACCACCAAGAGCUCAGAUUUGAUUGAACCUCCACAAACCUAUCUCGACGACUUCGACCUUGGUGGCGGUGCCCAGGAGGCAGACCACAUCAACCACCUAUUUGCAUCGGGAAGAAAGAGUAGAUCCCGCAAACACAAAACUCAAUCGCGUCAUUCAGUUCUGACACCUAGGGUCAAGGCAUCAUCCAGCACGACUCCGCACCAGCCUUCCUACUCUAGAGGCCCACGCUCUAAGACGAGCACACAUCGAAGUUCAACCAGCAGUUAUGGAAGGCUCAACACACGCAAGUUCAGCAAACCGCCACAGCAAAGAAAGCCACUCCAGCACAGCAAUAGGGCAAACUCACCAAGACCAACAAAGCUGUAUCAUAGACCUGAGCUGACCAACAGAGCAAAGCAAAAGCAGAGCGUGUUGAGUGUCGAUGUCGACUCCGACUCAGAUAAGGAGAACCCUAAAAAGAAUUCCAAACCAACUGCACGCUCAAAGAGUCGUCCUCUCAGAACUAAACACUUCCUUGCCACGACAGCAUUUGAGGUCGAGAGCUUGACUAAAUUCGUCAAACAGCAUACUAGCGGCUUCGCCGUUCCAUCAGCAUAUUUCAACCCUUCAAAAUCCUCACUCUUUUCAGAUAAUUUAUUUGCAUCCACGGAUUCCAUUUUAGCAUACAAUGAUUUGCAGCGCAUUCAUACUAUCGGAGAUGGUUUCAUAUUUUUCCCUCAUAAUGAUACAGUGUCAUUCACUUUACUUGGCAAACAAUAUGUGUUUGGUCUAUUCCAGCAAGAGUCCAGUUCUCAAAACAUCACCCGUCUUUUGACCCAUUUGCGAAAGCUCGUGAGCUCAGUAAAAGCUCAACUAAAUCCUUCCAUUCGAACAGAAGUGAAGGAUGCUACUCGGGCUUUGAUCAAAUGGCUUCUCAUAUAUCGACUUCCGAUUCCAAAAGCCGCGUGGGAGUUGAUCGACGAGCUACUCAACGACUUCACGAAACUUCAGACCAAAGAGAUAAGAAAGCACCAGACCUUCUUCUACGCUCAUAUCCUUCUUGUUUACUAUAUCGCGUAUCAGUUAGAGAGAACUAAUGGUGAAGGGGACUAUCGGUCGCUUUUCUCAGAAUUCGAAAAAUAUUGCAUCGAUUUCUGGUCAAUUAUAUUCAAAACUUACGACUCCACUGAUAUUUCCUUGACCUUCAAAAGCGAGACGCCAACAGAAUUAUCAGAGUCACUUUGCAUGAUGUAUUUUCUUUUUGGAAACAAGAAAGACAUUUGGUGGCCAACAGUUUCUGAGGCCUUACAAGACUUAGAUCCGCUUAUGGACUCAAGUUUUGAGUCGAUGAAUAUCGUUUACGCUUUGGCCUCAAUGUGCCCCUCUAACAAGUUCAACUGGACUCCAUUUAUCACCAUCCUUAAUAACUCCCAAGGCUCUUCUCACGCUGAAGAUCAUCAUGACUUUAUUGACAUUUGUGAGCUAGUCCACAACAAUCUCGAAUGGCCGUUGGAAGAAAAGUUGAUUCUCACUUUGUACCUGUCCUUUGCAAAAAGGAAAUUCACCAAUUUCGAGAACGAGACCUCAGUUCCCACCUCUAUCGGGGUGAUUUUGUCAAAACAUGAUAUUCCACAGGAUACGGUGUUUGAAAGGUUUUUGGGCUUCGUAUACACAUACAUCUCUGACCUUUGUGAAAGAAAAGAAGUGAAAAGGCUUAUCACAAAACUCGUUGCUUCAAGUCAGUACCACUACCAAAAAGGACGCAAGUAUCAGAUCAUGUUCAUCAAUAGACUCAACUUGAUCUUGCUUUUAUUUCAAAUCUCAGAUGUCGACCUUCGCAGUCCAUUUUCCAGUCUCAUUGACCAAAUCAUUGAAUUCAAAGAUAUGUUCAUCUACUCAAGAGCCGUUGAUGCAUUUGAUACAUUUGCUCAAGUAUCAGAGAGGAAGAAAGUUGGCCUUCCGGUCACUGCUUUCCAGGCAAUGUUGAACUCUUUCAGCGCCUCGUAUGAUAGACUUCAGGGUAUGCCAUCGCUUCUCACCAGGCUCAUUGAUUGUGGCCUUCGCGUGAUCGAUAUAUCCAAGACUCCACAGUCUUUGGCGUUUUUGAGAGCCAUCGAGAUCAGUGUCAUUCCCGACAGGUUACGGGGUCGAGUGUUGGAUCAAAUGCUCUCAUUUGCCGAGCUCUUGAGAGUCCACAAGGAGCAGGCUUCGGCUUCAUCAGAUCUGAUUGACUCGCUAAUCAGAACUGUAACCUCAUUCUUGAGUGCUCAAAUGAAUCGCUUACCAGUAGCAGAUUUGAGGCAGGAUGAGAUAUUGGAGAAUGUCAUUGAGAAAUCUAUCCAGAUUUGGAUCCAAUUUGCUCAUGCCAACAGCUCACAGAAUUGGAACUUCAUGAUGCUUCAGAAGUUCUCGUAUCUCGGCAACAAGCUGCUGCCCGCCCAACCUAUGGUGCUGGUACACGGACAGAAGUAUCAGAUUCUUUCGAGUUUCAUCAACCGUAUCGCCAAUUCGAAUUCAUUGGUGGUAGCAGAAAAGGCCUUGUUGAUAACAGAGAUGGUCAAAGAGAUAGAGUAUGAGUUCAACGCUCACUAUGAUAAUUUACAAAUCAUAGAGUUCCUUCGUCGCAUUAUCAGUUUGAUCAGUGGAAAUUGUCUCACUCUUGUUGAAGACAUUGAAGAAUUCUGGAGCGUUUCAGAAAAGUUAGGUUUCCCCAGCAAGAGAUUGCAGUCGACAUGGGCACAGGCAAGUAAUGACGAGCGCAUUCUGUUACUCAAUGUUGAGUUCACCAAUGCACUUAAGUUUGAGAAGGACUACGCCGAGGCUCUCGGCAAGUGGGUAAGCCAAACUAACUCUCAACUUCUUUUCUCGGUUUUCGAGAUUUAUGUUGAGGCUGCUUCAAAGCAUGAUAUGUACUGGGCUCAAGUCUCGUUCCUCAUCAAAUUCAUUCAUUUCCGACUUCACAAUUGCAUGCUUGAUGUUGUGGAUAGGCUGUUCAAGAAAUUGCUACAAAUCGUUGCCAAUGUUCCAAGCGUCGCCGCAAUAGAGACAGACAGUAACUACGUCAUGUAUCAGAUUGAGACCGUGUCCAUUUGCGCCGACAUCAUGUUUGCCGGGGUUUACAUCUAUGAUGGUUAUGACGAACUUAAUGAACACCUCGAGAGUAUCCGACAAUUCGAGGAACGCUUACAUCAGCACGGGACCUACAACAGAAUAUUGAGUGAUCUCAGUCUUAAUCAGUUGAAGACUGGAGACACAGGCCCGUACUUACCACCGUACGAACAUACCCAUGCAGAUUACGAAAACGCAUUAGGACCUUUGAAUACUACUUUGAAAAAGCUCAAAGAGGUCUACGAAAAAAAGACGGCAGGUCUGGAGGUGACGGUCGUACCGGAGCCUUUUGACAUCACAUUUUAG